Messenger RNA from Prunus mume (Japanese apricot), 2656 nucleotides. Its product is annotated as glycerophosphodiester phosphodiesterase GDPDL7. Gene Ontology annotation, molecular function: glycerophosphodiester phosphodiesterase activity. NCBI's taxonomy places the organism in Eukaryota, Viridiplantae, Streptophyta, Magnoliopsida, Rosales, Rosaceae. The record is from RefSeq and is a predicted model, not a curated record. Gene Ontology annotation, biological process: lipid metabolic process.
UAUUUGGGCUUAAGGCUUUUGUUGAUGCCUUUGGGGGUAAAUUAAAUUCAUCAUCUCUCACUUUUUUUUUCCCUUUGCCCCCCCUUACCACCACUUCUUUUUCCUUUCCAUCACAUUCCCUUGAUAGUUUUCAAGAAACUUGACAGGGAGUGCCUGAUUCCUCCAGAAAGUCAGAAGAGAUGAUCAGGUGUUUGCUUUUCAUAUCCUUGUUCAUCCACGCAACUUUAGCAGCGAAAGCACCAAAUGCAGCAGCGGAAGCACCAGAUGCAGGACAGAAGGCCCCUGCGGGGUCUCCAACGAAGAAAUGGCUGACUUUAAAUGGACAACAGCCCCUCGUUAUAGCUCGUGGCGGGUUUUCGGGACUUUUUCCUGAAUCCAGCACCUAUGCGAUUGACAUGGCAAAGUCUCAAAGUUUGCCAGGGUACGCUUUCUUCUGCAAUCUGCAGUUAACGAAAGAUAGCGUUGGAAUAUGCCUGUCGAACAUUCUGCUUGAUAAUACAACAACUAUAUCUAUGUUCUACCCUAAAGACCAAAAGACUUACAAUGUGAAUGGGAAGGAUAUUCGUGGGUGGUUUGCUUUGGAUUUUACAGCUGAUCAGCUGUUAAACAAUGUAUCACUGACUCAAAACAUUUUUUCCCGACCAAGUCACUUCGAUGGUACUCUGCCAAUAGCUACUGUUGAGGAUGCUUUAGGAAUUAAACCAGACAAAUUCUGGCUGAACGUUCCGUAUGAUACAUUUUAUAGCCAACACAAAAUCAGUAUGGCAUCAUUUGUUGAAAAGGUAAUCAGAUUUCCGUCUAUGAAUUACAUCUCAUCUCCUGAGAUUGGUUUCUUGAAAACCGUAAGUGCAAAAGUGAACAAAGGGAGGACAAAGCUCAUCUUCCAGUUCCUAGAUCCUGAAGAAACUGAACCCACAACGAAACAAAAGUACAGCGCACUUGUGAAGAAUCUUGAGAUGAUCAAGUCAGUUGCAGCUGGAAUCCUUGUCCCAAAAGAAUACAUAUGGCCGGUCAAUAAGAACAACUAUUUGGAGGCUGCCACUACACUCGUGACUGAGGCUCACAAACAGGGGCUAGAAGUACAUGCUUCUGGUUUCGCAAAUGACAUCGUGCUCCCUUAUAAUUACAGUUUUGAUCCAACAGCUGAGUACCUGCAGUUUGUAGAUCAGCCAAACUUUUCUGUUGAUGGGGUGCUUACAGAUUUCCCUCCUACCGCAUCCGAAACCAUCGCAUGCUUUGCACAGAACAAUAAUGCUACCAAGCCUAAAAAAGGACUUCCUUUGAUCAUAACAAGAAAUGGAGCAAGUGGGACCUAUCCUGGCAGCACAGACCUUGCUUAUAAGCAAGCAGUAGAUGAUGGGGCGGACAUAAUAGAUUGCUCAGUUCAACUGUCAAGUGAUGGAGUUGCCUUCUGCUUAGAUACCAUAGACCUCAACUCAGGCACUAAUGCAUUAUCUCAGUUCAUGACCAAGAGUGAGACUAUCCCUGAACUUCAAGCAGAAGCUGGAGUCUUCUCAUUCCAGCUCUCAUGGGAUGAGAUUCAGAGCUUGAAACCUCAAAUACAAAGCCCGUACGGAACUAAGGAAAAAGUAUAUAGAAACCCAGCUAACAAGGACGUGGGCAAACUGGUGACCCUCUCUGACUUCCUGGAGUUUUCUAAGACAAAGGCAGUUACUGGAAUCUUGAUCAACAUUGAGAAUGCUGCGUACCUAGCAUCAAAGGCAGGUCUGGACAUUGUGAAAACUGUAACCUCUGCCUUGAGCAAUGCCACAUUUGACAAGCAAUCCACUCAGCAAGUGUUGAUCAAAUCAGAUGACACUUCAGUGCUGUCCAAGUUCAAAGAUGUGAAAACAUACAGAAGGGUGCUCAACAUUAAGGAGAAAAUAAGUGAUGCACCCAAGGCAUCCGUGGAUGAGAUCAAGAAGUUUGCAGACGCAGUAACUAUCUCCAAAGAUUCCAUUGUCAAAAUCAGCGAUUACUUCAUUUCGGGGAAAACAAACGUUGUCAAGGAAAUGAAGGCCGCAAACAUCUCAGUGUAUGUCCAUUGGCUGAAGAAUGAGUUCGUCAGUCUCAUGUUUGAUUAUUUCUCCGACCCCAUCAUAGAGAUUGCAUCAUAUGCUCUGGAGUUCCAAGUUGAUGGCAUCGUCACCGAUUUCCCAGCAACUGCUAACAAAUAUAUGAGGUGCCCAUGUAAUGAUAUGGACCCCAAAGCCACUAUCCCAUAUCCCAUUUUACCAGUGGAACCUGGUUCUUUGCUGGGUUUGGUAGUCCCCGAGGCAUUGUCACCAGCACAAGCCCCAAGCCCAGCUCUUCAAGCUUCCAAUGUCGUUGACCCCCCGCUUCCUGAAGUGGUGAAGAAAAACGACACAAGCCCACCACCCUCCAGCAGCAGCUCUGAUUCAACUGAUUCCGGCUCCAAAUCUACACCUGCUCCUGGAUCUUCUGAAAAGUCAAGUGCUUUCGCAAAUGCUGCCAAUCUUUGUCUUUCCUUGGUGGCCAUAGUGGUUAUCGCUUUGCUGGCAAAUUAAGUAACCUUGGCCUUGAGCUUCUAAGAUUACGUGAGUCUGUAAUAUACUUGCAUAAUUUAUAUAGUAUAGUAAAUAUCGCAAAUUAGACAGAUUUAUUCUGACUAGUUAAAUUUAUAUCAAUUCAAUUA